UUCCCCUAGUAUACAAUUCUUAACCAACAGAUAGUUUAUAAAGCUUAAAUACAUAUAUUCACUUGUUGUUUCUGUAAUAGGUUUCUUAUACUUGCUGCUGACUGGAUUUUAAACCAUAUUAAGGAUUGUAAACCUUUUGCAGUAUAAUCGGAGUGCACAAAACAGAAAAUAAAAAACUAAUUUUGAUUUCUCCACCACAGAAAUGGGCACAUGUAUACAGAACUGGAGAACUACAGAUUGCAAUACAUACAAAUAAUGGCCUUGAAAGGCAAAAUGAAAUUUUAAAGCACACAUAUAUGGAAGGAUAUAAAAACUGUACACUGAGUGAACUGUUAAUAGUUCUUCAUAAACAUUUCUUCCCAAAUGCACACAAAAAAUACAUCCAGCUAAAUGUACAAAACUGUGAGGCCUACAGAAAAUAUAAAAAAGAGGUUCCAGAUUUUCUGAGAAAUCGGCCAAGAGACUUUGUGAGGCAUAUGAUGACGAGGCUUGACACCACCUUGGACAAUAGCCACAUAAAAAUUUUAGACAGAAAAUCUGGCAUUUUUGAAGUAAACAGUGAGGAAAAUGCAGCUAAAACCUAUCAAGUUACAUUUAAAGAUGGAAUACCAUCUUGCACUUGUGCAGAUUGGGAAAACCACUUUUUACCCUGCAAGCACAUAUGCUGCAUUUUAAAAUAUAACAGUCAAUUGAAGUGGGAUAGGCUAAACCCUGCUUAUUGUCAAAAUCCCUUGUUUCUUUUAGAUAAAGACUGUCUGUCUGUUAGCAGUGUAGAGCCAAAAAUUGAGAGUGAUUAUAUGGCCACUCCUUUAUCAGACAGUAAUGUUCUAGCUCUUCCAGACCGCAAGAAAAGCAGACGAAAGAAACUGAUCCACAACUGUGUUCUGAAUUUAAAGCGGAUUAUAGAUUGUACAUAUUUACAAAAGAAUGAAAAAUACCUUGAAGAGCUAGAUGAGAACAUAAAAUUAUUGCUGCAAAAUAUACAAGCAAACAUUCCAUUUGAGAAAGACUUACCACUUAUUGAGACCCCGAAAAAAAAAAUCAAUAAGUAAAAAUAUACAUCCACUUAAAAAGGCACAAUAUGGAAGGAGCAAGCAGCUUGGAGCAAAUAGAUAUGGGCAAAAAGCCGAAAUGUUAAAAGAUGACACCUGGAAAACUGUAUUUUCCAAUGAUGAAAGCCAGAAGGAGCAGGGACCAUCGAGUAACUGGUUGACAAUCAACAACAUAACACUUACUUUGGCUGACAAAUCAGUUAUACAAAAUAAUGAUUGGCUUGAUGACAACAUAAUAAAUACCUGCCAGCACCUGAUUUCAAAGCAAUUUGGAACAAUUUCUGGAUUCUUUGAUACAGUGCUUCUGGCACAUGGAUUCUUGUCACUACAUGAUAGUGACCAUCUACUUCAGAUCCAUCAUGUAGGAGCACACUGGGUGGUUUCAGUAAGAAACAACAGAACUGUAACGAUUUAUGAUUCAUUAAAAUCGUUACAGUUGUCAGAGGAGCUUAAGAAACAACUGUUGUUGCUCCAUGCUCCACUUUUUUCAGGGGAAUAUUCAGUAUUAGAUGUUCACCUUGUUUG
Messenger RNA from Xenopus laevis (African clawed frog), 1577 nucleotides. RefSeq lists its product as uncharacterized. NCBI's taxonomy places the organism in Eukaryota, Metazoa, Chordata, Amphibia, Anura, Pipidae. The transcript is spliced from 2 exons. The record is from RefSeq and is a predicted model, not a curated record. Bases 297 to 1052 code for a protein of 251 amino acids.